CUCCUGACGAUACACGACACAGAGAUGCCACAAUCGCAACCACAGCAGUCGGUCCUGAGGAAUAUUCCCAAAGUCGUUGUGCGGCCAGCAUGGGAUAACAUAGUCGCGGUGACGUAUCUCAUCAAGGGAAUCGUCUUCUUCAUAGCACACCCGUUCCUCUACCCGCUGCUUAAAGCUCGCCUGAUACCUGCAAUUUUGCUGAGUACCUUUAUACUCUCCAACCUGUUUAUCUGGACCUUCCUACCGCAGGUUGCAUUUCUGGCCUUGUUUCACAAAACGGGUAGUGCCUGGGUUAAUGGAACAUUCCUCGUUCUUGGAGAAGGCGCUGCGGUGGUAGCAAUCCUGUUUGAAUCCUUCCUAGUGGAUGAAUCCCAGGUCGACAUUUUUGACGCUGUUUUGAUAUAUAAAGGCUACGAAGACCUCGUGCGCCAACACCGACCCGUCGCCGAAGAUGCCUUGAACGACCCUGUCCGACGACUGGGUAAGCCUACACGAUCUUCGGUCUACGCACCGUUCUCCUUUCGCCAGAUCGCAGAAUUCAUCCUUCUGCUGCCAAUCAACUUCAUCCCAUAUGUCGGCGUGCCGGUAUUCCUGCUGUUGACAGGCUAUCGAGCGGGGCCUCUCCAACACUGGCGGUACUUUCAGCUGUUGGGAUACGAUCGGAAGCAGAGAAGUGCUGUCAUUGGGCGGCGACGGUGGCAGUAUACUUGGUACGGCACUGUAUAUCUGUUCCUGCAGCUGGUGCCGCCAUUCAGCAUGUUUUUCUUGCUCACGGCAAGUGUGAGCUCUGCUCUGUGGGCGGUGGAUCUGGAAAAGUUACGAAGGGACCAGGAAGCGAGGCUAAUCCAGGCUCCGCAGUACACUGAUGAGCCGGAUGCGACCGUUAUAGUGUAGAAACAAUGCAUAAGUUGAGACGUCAUGAAUGAAGAAGCGCAAUGUAGCAUUAGGUCUUGCGUGGUGCACUUUGUGGACGAAGCUGAUGCUACGCUCUGCAAGCGUCGGGCUGAUGGGGGAUUCAGAUGCAUCAACGGAACACAAGGAAAGCAAUGCGACAAGCCGUGAAGUACUCCAGGCUCC
Molecule: messenger RNA, 1077 nt
Organism: Cucurbitaria berberidis CBS 394.84
Lineage: Eukaryota; Fungi; Ascomycota; Dothideomycetes; Pleosporales; Cucurbitariaceae
Exons: 4
Coding region: 25-894 (289 amino acids)
Cellular component (GO): lipid droplet; prospore membrane; ascospore wall
Source: RefSeq, a predicted model, not a curated record